Messenger RNA from Eutrema salsugineum, 1788 nucleotides. RefSeq lists its product as uncharacterized. The transcript has 2 exons. Bases 13 to 1584 code for a protein of 523 amino acids. Gene Ontology annotation, biological process: xanthophyll cycle. NCBI's taxonomy places the organism in Eukaryota, Viridiplantae, Streptophyta, Magnoliopsida, Brassicales, Brassicaceae. Gene Ontology annotation, molecular function: violaxanthin de-epoxidase activity. The record is from RefSeq and is a predicted model, not a curated record.
UGGCCAAUCCCCAUGUCGAUUUCUCUGAAAGUAGCUUCUUUUCCACCUGGAACGAGAGCUUCUUCUCUCUUCCUCAACCGGUUCCUCACUCGCCAAGCGGCUUUCUCUCCGGCAAAUGCUCUCCGUAAUCUUCGUCGUUCCGAAGAUGGCACAUCGUUUUCCGGACGGAGAGUGGGUUUCCGUGCGCGAACCAUUGUUCGAUCGGUCCUGCAGACAGAGAAGAGUACGAAGACGGAAAAGCCUGAGCCUCCGGUCAGAUUGGUUGCUCUCGUCGGCAAAGGAGCAGUAAGCCCACUCAAAUCCACCUCUUGGGAGGAGGUUAUGCUCCACACUGCUAGACGACUGAAAUGGGUUGAUGAUGGAUAUGAAAUGCUCGUCUUUGAUGAUGGAAUUUUUAGGUCAAAUGAUCAGAGAGCUGUGAGUCUGAAGCAGGAGCUGAAUCAGACUGAUAUAUUGGUAAUAGUUUCUGUAAAUAACCCAGAAUCUGUGAAAUGGAUACAGAGGAACAGCAGCAACAUCAAGAAUAUGAUUUGCUUUGAGUCUUCUCCUGAUUUGAUGAACAGGCUUGGAGGAAUCGAUUUUGGAAGCGUUAACAAGGACAAGGAAGCAAUAGAGGUUGUGAAGACAGUGGGAGAUGCUUGGGAGCGUCGUAACUCUGAUGAUAUAAGGUUCUGUUUGCUUGUGAUCAUCAACGCUUACAUAAGACCAGUUCCUGUUUUGCAGAACUUGAGGUCGAAAGGGUUUUCCACACUUGGUUGUAUGGUCAAGAACUGUGGACCUCAGAUUUUGAACUGUCUCUUUGAUCCGAACUGUCGAAAAGCUCUUCAGUGUUUGAACCAAUGCAGUCCCGUGGAUCAAGUGUGUAGUUACAGAUGCAUUGCUUCUUAUGAGAGUCCAUACUUUGAAGCAUUCUCUCUCUGUGUACUACAGAAACACAAUUGUCUAGAACUGGAUGCGAAGAUCCCUGAGAAGCCUUAUGUGCCUCCCAUGACUAGUUUUCGAGGGAAAGAGUUAUGCCAUGAGACAGCAGAAGACUUGUUUGUUGGAUGGUUAGGGGACUUGGAUUGGAGCUGGCGUGUAGCGGCUGGACAAAACCCGGCUUAUGAUCAGUUUCCAUGUCAGUACCAGCUUUUCUAUAGAGGGAAAGGGAAGUCAUCGUUUUGGUAUGAACCCGUGUUUCAGGUCAGGACGCUUGAAGAGAAACUGGUGUGGAGAAGGAGAAGAUACUCGGUUAAGAGAGGAAAAACUCCUGCAACAUUCCGUUUUAGCGUUUUAGACAAUGGUGUGGUGUCAAACGAGUUUUGGACUAUUGUGGAUGUGUCUGAUGAUCUAAGUUGGGGACUGUUCCAUUACAAUGGAGCGGCUCGUGUAGCAGGACAGUCUUACACGGGUGCUGUGCUCGUGACACCAGAUGGUUCGUACCCUGCAGAGAAGGAAAAGGAGAGAUUGCGUUCUGCAUUGGAGAAAUGUGGGAUUAAAGAGUGGGAACUCUUUGCUGUUGAUAACUGUUGUUGCGAAAAUCCGCCAUUGGGGAUUCCAGAAGGUUCUAGACUACAUUCAAGAAUCAGCAUCAAGGAACCAUGACUCUCCGUUCAGCACAUAGAGAAGUAAAGCAAGUUUCCAUGUAAUUCUGUAUCUACACCAAAUCUGAAGACUUGGCUUUCUCCAGGUUUUUUUUUUUUUUUGUUCAAAUGCUUUCUCCAGGUUUUAAAACAAAUAUUACAAAUACAAAUAACCAAGUAUAUCUGGUAUUACACAGUCCCAUAUGGACUCAUUAUCUUGGAUAUC